AAGGCACCAUGGGAGCACAGAUAGAACACGAGGAGCCGGGGAGUGCGUGAUGUUCCGUUUGGAACAACAGAACACAGCAGCUUCUGUCUGUCUUGCGCGCUCCCGGUGCUCUGUUGGCAGCAGCGGGGACGCGCGCCGCAGCGUGCGCAGAGCCAAUGCGCGUGCCCAGCGUGAAGUUUUGUCUCAUCUGCAGCAAGAAAGACUCCGAGAGACUCCGAGGAGAGGAGCAGAGGAGAGGAUGAAGCAAACAACUUUCCUGCUGGUGUUUGGAGUCGUCCUGAGCUUCUGUCAGGCUCAGUCGGACACGGGAGGCGAGGAGACGGGCGGAGAGGAGGAACAUGUGGAGCUCUUCACCACGCCGGCGACUAAGAUGGGCGCCGCCACCUCGGACUUUGGCUACAACCUGUUCCGCGCUCUGGCGAGCCGCGAGGCCGCGACCAACGUCUUCCUGGCCCCCAUCAGUGUGUCGGCGGUGCUGACGCAGCUCUCCAUGGGAGGGUCUGAGCAGGCUCAAAGGCAGCUGUUCAGGGCUCUGAGGUACCACACCCUGCAGGACCCUCAGCUCCACAACACCCUCAAAGACCUGCUGGCCUCCGUCAGGACGCCUGGAAAAGGCCUGAGCACUGCCGCCCGCAUCUACAUGGGACGACGACGCCUGAAGCAGGACUUCUUCACGCUCGUGGAGCAGCAGUAUGGAGUUCGUCCCAAGACACUGCAGGGAGGGAACAAAGAUUUGAAAGAAAUCAACGACUGGGUGUCUCUGGAGACCGGCAGGAAGGUACAGCGCCUCUUGGACAAGCCCUUCCCCCAAAACUCUGGAGUGAACACUGUGAGUGCCGCCUACUUUAAAGGGAAGUGGGUGACUCGGUUUGGUCAGAGUGGAGCAAUGGAGAACUUCCAGGUGGACGGCGCGGCACCUGUCCGCAUUCCCAUGAUGCUACAGGACAACUACCCUGUGAAGAUGGGUGUCGACUCAGAUUUGAGCUGCACCAUCGCUCAGAUCCAGAUGCAGGACGACGUCAGCAUGUUCGUCUUCCUGCCCGACGACGUGACCUCCAACAUGACCCUGCUGGAGGAGACUUUGACCGCCGAGUUUGUCCAGGACCUCUCCAUGACGCUCCACCCGGCCCAGGUGUCCCUCGCUCUGCCCACCCUGAGGCUCAGCUACUCAACAGACCUGCUGCCGCUGCUCAGCGACCUGGGUCUCUCCGAAUGGCUAGCGAACACGGACCUGGAGAAGAUCUCCAAUCAGCGCAUCAAGCUCAGCAGCGUCAAUCACAAGGUCGUCAUGGAAACGGCGCCCGAGGGGAACCAGUACGCCAGCGCCACCUCAACGACUCACCUGUCCUACCGAGUGGACCGACCUUUCCUCUACCUGAUCCGGGACGACGCGUCGGGGGCGCUGCUCUUCAUCGGCAGGGUGGUCAACCCCAAGGCCCUGACGAUAUAACACACACACACACACACACACACACACACACACACACACACACACACACACACACACACACACACACACACACACACACACACACACACACACUCACCUGUACUUCUAUCUUUGUGAGGACACUCAUUGAUAUAAUGCAUGCCUUAAAACCAAGUCUGAACCCUCAAAAAGGUGUUUGAAGUUAGGACCGGCCAAAAUGUCCGCACUCUUAAGGUCUACAACUUGGUCCUCACAAUGAUAAAUGUACAAGAACAUACACACACACACACACACACACCUGUACUUCUGUCUUUGUGAAGACACUCAUUAAUACAAUGCAUUCCUCAGUCCCUAACCUUACUGUAACCUAAACCUAUUUGGUCUGAACUCUCAAACAAGCCUUUGAAGUGAAGUCGGCAAAAAUGUCCUCUUUUUCCAAAAAGGUCCUCACUCUGAUGGUUUAAAACCUGGUCCUCACAAAGAUAGAUAUACAACUGUACACACACACACACACACACACACACACACACACACACACACACACACACACACACACACACACACACACACACACACACACACACACACACACUCUUAGCAGGUCCUAGGAGGGAUUUCAGGUGUUUGCUUUGCAUUUCUGGUGGCAGAUAUUAGCAAGUAUAUUUGAUUUUACUUCUUUUUUUCUACUUUUCACAAUGACACAUGCAUUAUCAUGUUAAUCUGACAGAAUACUUAAACACUCUGACAAUACUCUGAGCUCAGCAGAGGAUUGUUUUAUUAAAAAAUCAAAUAUUGUCAUUUGUGUUAGAAGAAAUAAACGACAAUGAA
Messenger RNA from Anoplopoma fimbria (sablefish), 2257 nucleotides. RefSeq names its product serpin peptidase inhibitor, clade F (alpha-2 antiplasmin, pigment epithelium derived factor), member 1 (gene serpinf1). Lineage: Eukaryota; Metazoa; Chordata; Actinopteri; Perciformes; Anoplopomatidae. Gene Ontology annotation, molecular function: serine-type endopeptidase inhibitor activity. Gene Ontology annotation, biological process: negative regulation of angiogenesis; negative regulation of endopeptidase activity. The transcript has 8 exons. The coding region runs from base 50 to 1450 and encodes 466 amino acids. The record is from RefSeq and is a predicted model, not a curated record.